AUGAUGAACAGCGAAAAUCCGCAUGAAGGCGAAGAAACCAUGCCCAUUUUGAAUUGGCUCAUAACAGGCGCCUCGAAUGGCCUUGGCCUUGCCCUUACGCUAGAAGUACUUCAAGCAGGGCACAAGGUGAUUGCUACAGCCCGAAAUGUCGCUAAAGCAUCCACAUCGCAUCCCGCCGUUGAGAAACUCGGCGGAACCUGGCUGCAACUGGACGUUGAUAAGUCAGACGCGAAACGUGUAGUGGAGAAUGCCGUGCAAGACAUAUUCCAUGGUAGAAUUGACGUCCUCGUCAAUAACGCUGGGUACUCGAUAUUAGGCAGUAUAGAAGAUCUGAGUGAGAAAGAAAUUGAAAACCAAUUCAACACCAAUUUUUAUGGUCCUAUACGCACCAUCAAAGCGGCUUUACCUAGUAUGCGUGCACAACGAAGUGGUGUCAUUAUCAAUGUAAGCUCGAUUGCUGCACUGGAUCCACGACCCUCCGGAGGCAUAUAUGGAGCAAGUAAAUCUUCUUUGGAAAAUCUAUCAGAAGCUUUGGCUUUGGAACUUGCCCCAUUCAACAUUCGGGUCCUGAUCGUUAUCCCUGGCGGAUUUCGUACUGAUUUCCUGUCCGGCAAUCUUGAGCCCGAGGCCCCUAUGACAAAGGACUACGAGGGAACUCCGCUGCAUGCUGCUCUGGCUUCCUUCCGCGCUUACAACGGCAACCAGCCUGGUGACCCUGCCAAAGGAAUGAGACGCGUUGUAGAAGUAGUGGAAAGCACCGGAUUGGGAGAAGGCAAACAAGGACUUUUGCGAUUACCCCUAGGUGCAGAUUGCCUCGAAAGGGCUUGGUCUAAGGUCAAUGCCCUGAAAAGGGAUUUGAAUGGAUUCGACAGCGUAGCAAAGUCGACGGAUCUGGACUGA
Molecule: messenger RNA, 900 nt
Organism: Talaromyces amestolkiae
Lineage: Eukaryota; Fungi; Ascomycota; Eurotiomycetes; Eurotiales; Trichocomaceae
Exons: 3
Coding region: 1-900 (299 amino acids)
Molecular function (GO): oxidoreductase activity
Source: RefSeq, a predicted model, not a curated record